AGUGAUUGCAGCUGCUUAGGGGCAGGGCUUGCCCCAGCGCUGAGUGGUGGUGGCACCGGCGUGGUUUGCGUCGGGGUUGCCUGAGCUUGGGGAGACCCGUUGGCCUGGGAGCGGCUCUUGGCGGGCAACCCUUUCCAUCCGUGGACGCGGGACAUCCUGAGUGCUCCAAGGGGUUUUUGCCCUUGAGGAGACUUGGGCUUUCUAGGCGGCAGGUGACAGGGCCGGGGAAAGAUGGAGCAGCCCGGGGCGGCGGCGUCGGGAGCUGGAGGCGGCGGCGGCGGCGGCGAGGAACCCGGCGUGGGCCGGAGCAACAAGCGAGGCACGGGGAACCGGGCCGCCAACGAAGAGGAGACGAAAAACAAACCCAAAUUGAACAUUCAAAUAAAAACUUUGGCAGAUGAUGUGCGUGACCGAAUUACAAGUUUCAGAAAAUCUGCCGUCAAAAAAGAAAGACUUCUUAUUCAACAUCCUACUGAUUCUCAAGCUGCCAUGGGUGAGGUUCCAACAGCUCAGAUAUUACAUGAUGAACGAUCUCUGAUUUUGUCUGAAAAGGAAGUUCUGGACCUCUUUGAGAAAAUGAUGGAGGAUAUGAACCUUAAUGAAGAAAAGAAGGCUCCUUUGCGAGACAAGGAUUUUACCACAAAGCGUGAGAUGGUUGUCCAGUAUAUUUCUGCUACUGCCAAAUCUAUAGUUGGAAGUAAAGUUAUGGUAAGUACAAGAGAUGUGCUAAAUUUACCAACUUAGCACUAAAUUUUUGUUUUGGGGAUUUGUGACUUUUACUUGCAAGAUUUAAGGUUUGGUGUUUUAUUUGCUGUAUAUUCUUACAAAGUUUAAGGUACAUAUUGAGAUCAAGCAAUUAAAAUUUAGCUAUGUUAAGUGGUUUCUUAUAGUUUUGGAGCAUGUUAAAGAAGUUGUUUUUUCUGUCAUCCAUGCCUUGGGAAUUAUGUUAGAUAACUUGGGUAGAAUUGCGUGUUACAUGUCAGUUUCUCAGGAUGGGAGCAGGGUCCUAAAGCAUCGUCUGUUUUUACACAUUUUUAUUACGAUGUCUUACUUUGAUUUUGGUGUAAAGUAUGUAUUAAUGAAAGAAACCCAUGCAGUACAGUUAGGUAACCUGAAGACCUGGUUUUGUUGGAUGGUAUGUAAUGCUACUGAAUGUUGGGGAGUAAUUUUCCCUUGAGCUUCAGAUAUAUGUAGAUAAGUUGAAAUCAUCAGCUUAACUUCUACUUUAAAGUUCUUUUGGUGCUACCACUUAAAGAUUUUAUACUUAAGGUACUACAUUUUUAAUACACGCCUGUAGCAAGUCAGACAUUGCCUGCAUUGUAAUUCAAAGCUGUUUGUAAUUACUUUUGCUCCUUGUAUCAUUUAUUUGGAGAAUAGAAUUUGAAACAUCUUUAAAGUCACAGAAAAAUGAAGUAUUUAGCAUAGAGAAUGUGUUUAAUAUUUACUUUGCUUUUGAAAAUUCCCUUCUUUUUU
Rattus rattus (black rat) is the source of this 1473-nucleotide messenger RNA. RefSeq names its product protein diaphanous homolog 2-like. NCBI's taxonomy places the organism in Eukaryota, Metazoa, Chordata, Mammalia, Rodentia, Muridae. Gene Ontology annotation, cellular component: actin filament; cytoplasm. Bases 232 to 744 code for a protein of 170 amino acids. The record is from RefSeq and is a predicted model, not a curated record. The transcript is spliced from 5 exons. Gene Ontology annotation, molecular function: small GTPase binding; actin binding; microtubule binding. Gene Ontology annotation, biological process: actin cytoskeleton organization; actin filament polymerization.